Neocloeon triangulifer is the source of this 3510-nucleotide messenger RNA. RefSeq names its product notchless protein homolog 1 (gene Nle). Gene Ontology annotation, molecular function: protein binding. Gene Ontology annotation, biological process: Notch signaling pathway; ribosomal large subunit assembly. Bases 56 to 3223 code for a protein of 1055 amino acids. Lineage: Eukaryota; Metazoa; Arthropoda; Insecta; Ephemeroptera; Baetidae. The record is from RefSeq and is a predicted model, not a curated record. Gene Ontology annotation, cellular component: nucleolus. The transcript is spliced from 18 exons.
AAAUUUCACAAAACGAGGUAAACGAAAAGCGGAACGUAAACGUAAACAAGACGGCAUGGACGGUGAAGUGGACACUCGGCGGAUCCUCACCCGUCUGAAAUCGGACACAGGCCAGGCGUUCGAACGGUUGUUCGACCUGCCGUACGAUGUCACGCCGGACAAGCUCACCCUCUUGACCAACCAUCUCUUGGAAAAUGAAGAUCCGGCUCCGUAUUUGUUUUUCGUAAAUGAAAAGGAAAUCACAUCGAGCCUGGACAAGGUUCUGGUCAAGGAUGACAUCGGGACGGAAAAUGUGCUUGAAAUCAUUUACCAGCAGCAGGCAGUCUUCAAAGUUAGGGCAGUCACAAGAUGCACAAGUUCCAUGCCGGGUCAUGCCGAGGCAGUCAUUUCUGUGAGCUUUAGUCCCGAUGGUCUUUACCUAGCAAGUGGUUCGGGGGACACGACUGUCAGGUUUUGGGACGUGAAUACUCAGACGCCCCACUUCACCUGUGAAGGCCACAAAAACUGGGUUCUUUGCAUUGCGUGGGCCCCAAAUUCCAGAAAAUUGGCGUCCGCCUGCAAAAAUGGCACUAUCAUGCUCUGGGAUCCCAACACUGGCAAGCAGAUUGGAAAGCCCUUGAUGGGACACAAGCAGUGGGUCACAUCACUGUCCUGGGAACCUCUUCACAUCGAUGGGAGCUGUCGACGCUUGGCAAGUGCGUCGAAAGACGGAGAUGUCAGGAUUUGGGACACGGUGAUGGGCAAUGUCCAAAGAAUACUCACCAGCCACACAAUGAGCAUCACCUGUGUCAAAUGGGGAGGCAGCGGCCUCAUUUACACCUCAUCUCAAGAUCGCACCAUUAAAGUUUGGAGACCUGAUGAUGGUGUUAUGUGCAGGACACUAGAAGGGCAUGCCCACUGGGUCAAUUCCAUUGCCCUAAAUACAGAUUACGUAAUUCGAACGGGCGCUGUUGACCCAACAGCUGUCCACAGAGGAAAGGGACAGACAGUUAAUGAUUCCAAUGUGCAAGAGUUGGCUCGGAAAAGGUAUAGUGCUGUUUGCAGUCCUGGUGAGGAGAGAUUGGUUUCCGCCUCGGACGAUUUCACUCUGUACAUGUGGUUGCCCGAGAAGGAAAAGAAACCCAUGGCCCGUCUGACUGGCCACCAGCAGUUGGUGAAUGACGUAAAAUUUUCACCUGAUACAAGAUUAGUUGCUUCAGCCUCCUUUGACAAAUCAAUCAGGCUUUGGGAUGGAAAGACCGGAAAGUUCAUUACAACUUUACGAGGCCAUGUCCAAGCUGUGUACAUGGUAGCUUGGUCUGCCGACUCGAGGCUGCUUGUGAGUGGAAGUGCAGAUUCUACAUUGAAAGUUUGGAGUGUGAAGAACAAAAAAUUAGAACUGGAUCUUCCUGGGCAUGCUGAUGAAGUUUACGCUGUUGACUGGUCUCCUGAUGGACUAAGAGUUGCCAGCGGUGGAAAGGAUAAAGUUUUAAAAAUAGGAAAUUUGUGGAAACCUUUAGGUAUUGCCGGGGUGAUAGUGAUGAUGAGUCUAUUUGCUGGCGUUGGAGUCGGAAUUUACGUUGGACUGCAACCGCAUGAAGUGCUAGACCCGCCAAAUCCGACUGAGCCGUGGCCACCGUCGAGCUCACCCCUUGGGGUUUAUUAUGACGGUGCCGUGGCAGCAAAUUGCUACCCUUGCAAUCUUGUUGGCAGGGACGUUCUUUUGGAAGGCGGAAAUGCCAUUGAUGCUGCCAUUGCCACCCUCUUUUGUGAUGGUGUCUGCUCAGUUCAAAGUAUGGGCGUUGGAGGUGGAUUUUUGAUGACAAUCUAUAAUAGAACAACUGGACAGACCUUUGCUCUCAAUGCCCGAGAGACUGCACCCGGUGCCGCAACCGAAGACAUGUUUCAUGGAAACUCAACCUUGUCUACAUAUGGUGGUUUGGCUGCUGGCGUUCCCGGAGAGAUCAAAGGUUACUGGGAGGCACACACGCGCUUCGGAGUUCUUCCGUGGUCAAGACUUAUCCAGCCUACCAUUGACCUGUGCGUGGAGGGAAUCACGAUUGGAAAUUAUGUUGGUGAAAAAAUUCAGGAAAAAGCUACACAGAUUUUGAAUACGCCAUCAAUGAGAGAAAUUUUUACUGAUGCAAAUGGAACUCUGCUUCAAGCAGGAGACAAAAUGUAUAGGCUCAAACUUGCUGAAACUCUUCGAACGAUUGCUGUUGAAGGUGGGGAUGCUCUUUACACAGGCUCUCUGGUAGAACCCUUUGUUAAUGACGUUCAAAGCCUCGGAGGAAUCAUCACCGCACAGGAUAUGGCUAAUUACAAUGUUCGUUGGCAAGAAACAGUGAAAGCUGAGCUCAGUGGAGGACUCACUGCCCACUCUCUGAAUGCUCCUGCAGGAGGACCUGUGGCUCUGUUUAUUUUGAAUGUUUUGGAUGGCUUUAUUCCUGCUGCUGAUGAAAUUACCACGCUACAAAGGGUGACAGAAACUUUAAAGUACGCUUACGGUUUACGAACACGUCUUGGCGACCCUGACUUUGUGGACAUCCAAGAGCUCUUGACCAAUUUAACUUCAAAAGACUACGCCAGUUAUAUAAGGAGUCGCAUUGAAGAUGACGUGACUUACAGUGACCCUGAACACUACUUUGCACGAACUCUCACCUCAGAAAACCACGGAACUGCACACGUCUCAAUUGUCGACAAGGAUGGUUCAUCAGUUUCUGUCACAAGCACUGUCAACACAAUUUUAGGAGCAUUAGUUCGAUCUGUGAACACAGGAAUCAUUCUGAACAGUCAAAUGGACGAUUUCUCUGCACCAAACAUCACCAACGCCUGGGGAGUGCCGCCCUCGCCAGAAAACUUCAUAGCUCCUGGCAAAGUACCAUUAUCGUCAAUGUGUCCCUUGAUAAUCACGGACGCCAAUGGCGACGUCGUCUUGUCUGUUGGUGCAUCAGGGGGAACAAAAAUUUCUUCUACUGUACCUCAGGUUGCUAUGAGGUAUCUUUGGUUUAAUCAAACAAUCAAAGAGGCUAUUGAUGCCCCUCGAAUUCAUCAUCCUAUCUUUCCUAUGGAACUUAAUUACGAGUACGGAAAUCUUGAACAAAUUGUACAAGGAAUGGAAUCAAUCGGACACGUCACAAGUAGAUAUACGGGUGGAUCUGCUUCAAAUGGAAUUGCCAGGAGUGGCCAGUUCUUGACUGCCAACGCAGAUCAUCGACGAGAAGCUGUCGUUGCUGGCUAUUAGUCAAAUCCUGUUCGAUGAAACGCUUAAGUUAUCAUAUGUUUUCUUCUGCAAUUUGAGCCCAUUUCCUGUCAUUGGGUUAUCAUGAAUAUUUUUCUACCGGAAAUCGCAAUGAUGAUAGAUUAGUCCAUGUCCACGGUUAUCAAAGUAUAAUGCAUCGCAUUAACAAUUUAUUUAUUUUGGCAUACAAAUUGAUGACUUGCCAAAACCUUUAUUAUAUUUUUUUAUUGAAAAAUUUGAUUAAUUUAUGAGAUGAAUAAAGUGAAAAUGGUAUGCAUUGGAAAUAUAAA